This is a messenger RNA of Penicillium subrubescens, 1638 nucleotides long. RefSeq lists its product as uncharacterized. The record is from RefSeq and is a predicted model, not a curated record. Gene Ontology annotation, cellular component: endoplasmic reticulum membrane. The coding region runs from base 1 to 1638 and encodes 545 amino acids. Gene Ontology annotation, biological process: karyogamy involved in conjugation with cellular fusion; nuclear membrane fusion involved in karyogamy. The transcript has 5 exons. NCBI's taxonomy places the organism in Eukaryota, Fungi, Ascomycota, Eurotiomycetes, Eurotiales, Aspergillaceae.
AUGAGAGUGGCCCAGGCACAUCACCAAAGCUUCCACGAGGGUAACGAAAAAUAUAUCGCCACCAUGAAGUGGUUCACAUCACGUUUUCUGGCUGGCUCAGUCUGCGCCGCCCUCACAUGCGGCCUGGUGAGGUCGACUGAGGUCGAAUCAUCCCAUCACGGCAACCCCCGCCUUCCUACAGAUCGAACGGAUGACAGCAACGCGGUCACAUAUCUUACAUCCAGUACCCGGCAACGAGAAUCAGUCUUCACUGAAGCAGUUCAACUACUAGAGUCCAUGAACUCAUCUCCCUCCUGCAAUCGUGUGGCUGCAACCAGACUGGUCACCUCAUGUCAAGACCUCGGAGGCAAGGGCAACACUGAUCCGCACACAAAUCAAGCUCUCGAUCAGAUUCGGUCUGUCUACGCUGCUCGACUGGCGAUCUGUGAGCUUGAAGGCGCUGGCGCUGGGGUGCCUCAACCGUGUGUUCCAGUAACAGUUCCACCUCCCUCACCGUCAGCCUCGGGUUUCCGAUUCUUUCGGCGAUUCAGAUCUAUGGAUUGCGGCGAAGCUAUACUCCCGAAGAAGGACUUGGAGCAGUGUCUGAGAAGCCUCGAAUCGAGACCUCAAUGGUGGACCUCCUACAGCAACAACAGGCAGAAUGCAUUGAUCAUCUGCCAAGCCUCUCGCAUCGAAGCUGAGAAGGAAGAAAUGCUGGGUCUCCAUCUGUCUCUUGCAAAAAGCACUACGAAGCUUGAUGAGGGGCUGCAGGAAGCUUUACGCCAGGCUGCGGAAACCUCAGCGCAGCACCAAGCAUUUCUUCAGACGGUUCAAGCGCUACAAGACCGAAUUUCAAGUGAGCUGGAAGAGAGGGGGUCAGUACUUCGUGGUCUUUUCGGGAAUUUUUUGAAUGACAUCGAAGCUGGCUUCGAUACAGUAGCUGCGGCUUUCACGUCAGCGGUUGGGAAGGUGCAAAUGGAGACAUCACUCCUGAGCCAGAAUAUACAAAACACCUCUUCGGAAGUUGAUGUCCUGCAGCAGGUCUUGCGGGCCACUCAUGAAGAUACAAUUGCUCGACAUCACCAAGCACUACGAGUGCAGCAGGAGAACUCGCUCGCAGCGAAGGAACUUGCAACUGAUCUUCAUUCCUCAUUACGCUCCCUGGCGGAGACAGAUGUCACGCAGCUUUUUCAACAAAUGGCGAACGUUGACGUCGCUUUGGAAUGGCUUAUAAGCCGAGUAAUGGUUGCCCUUGAGCAAGAAAGCAAGCUGGCUGAGCGACUCCAAGCCAUGGACACAUCGAUGAAUGAAGCCCAAGUGAAAGCAGUCGAGCUCCAAAAAGCUCAACGUCUCCAGGCUGAUGCCUUGGCUAUCCAAGAACAAGCACAAGAGGCAAUCAGAUUCAAUACCCAGGUAUCACAGGCUCUGCUGGACAGGGCAACAACAACAGCUGCCAACCUACAUACUAUAAUCGAAGAGGCGGCGAUCAAGUUCAGACAAACCCCCGGUUUACACCAGGGGGGUCUCUCAAUCUGGACAGUCUGUCUUAUGCUUCUUAUUUUGAUCGGCGCGCAGAAUUUCAAAGCUGCUUUUGGCCUGACGUUUUUCAUUUUCGGUGAGUUGGAAGUCUUUUUCCUUGCUGUGACAGACAGUGUCUGA